Molecule: messenger RNA, 1050 nt
Organism: Dentiscutata erythropus
Lineage: Eukaryota; Fungi; Glomeromycota; Glomeromycetes; Diversisporales; Gigasporaceae
Source: the annotation of a GenBank genome assembly
AUGUCUAGAACACUUAUUUCUCCUUUGAUAAAAUCUACUUUUCACUGUGGCCGUCACAAGAGCGUGCAACCUCGUUUAUUAUCAACAUUCGAAAAAGUCUGCUCUUAUAGUCGAACUUUCUUGCAGGUUUACUCACCCCUCUUAAUCCAUAAAGAAGGAACACAAGAAUGGUCCAAACUUAUUAAAUCUGGGAAAGUUUGGGAGGACUACUUUCGCCCAUUUGAGUGGCACUUUCAGGCCGAAUAUACCGAUUUUUUGAAAGCAAUUGAUGGCCUCAAAGCCUCCUCAAGAAUUUCAUCUGUGGACAUUCUAAAAAGGCUGACGGUAAGUUUUGCACAGCAUAGUUGCGCCAUAGAAGGAAAUACAUUGGAACUAGCAGAAACACAAAAAGUUUGGAACACGCUGAAGAAGAAUUUUAGCCUGAAUGACUUUCUAAAAAAUAUAGACACGCCGUUACCUGCACCAAGUUCUCUUUCCAACAAACCAGAAAAUGAAGUUAUCGAAGUUCGAAAUCAUCUACUGGCAACCUAUUUUCUAUAUAAUACUUUUUAUGAGUUAGAUCACGAAAUUGACCUUGAUGGUAUCAAGACGGUCCAUCGCAUUAUGUUAAAAGACACAUCUCUGGAGAGAAUUGAAUUUGGUGAGGAUUUCCAACGCGCAGGUGAGUUCCGAAAGACAGAAGUAGAAGCACGUGGUUCGAUAUACACCGUUUAUCCACUUCCACUAGAAGUCCCCGCAUUGAUGGAAAGAUUCAUACAAUUUCGAGACGAGAGCCAAAAUAGUGGUCUUCAUCCUCUCAUAAUCGCUAGUCGUAUACUUUCGACCUUCCUUCAUGUUCAUCCAUUUGCAGAUGGUAAUGGGCGUGUUGGACGUUUAAUUAUGGCAUUAUAUCUCAUCCGCAAUGGGCUUCCGCCUGUUGUUUUCCAAGAUAUUCCACGAGAAGAAUACACAUCUACUUUAUUUCUAGCACAAGCAGAAAAGGAUUCGAUUCCACUAUAUGCUUUGGUUGUGCAAAACAUCUUUAAUAUUUUAAUGAGAUAUCAAGCGUAG